Molecule: messenger RNA, 2638 nt
Organism: Boleophthalmus pectinirostris (great blue-spotted mudskipper)
Lineage: Eukaryota; Metazoa; Chordata; Actinopteri; Gobiiformes; Gobiidae
Gene: eif3ba
Product: eukaryotic translation initiation factor 3, subunit Ba
Exons: 19
Coding region: 116-2155 (679 amino acids)
Biological process (GO): translational initiation
Cellular component (GO): eukaryotic translation initiation factor 3 complex
Molecular function (GO): translation initiation factor activity; translation initiation factor binding; RNA binding
Source: RefSeq, a predicted model, not a curated record
CUUCGUCCAUUUUCACGUUUUCGCACAUGGUGCCGCACCGGCCGCCGCCAGCCACCCUCUUCAUUUUCAGGAUUGUGCUCCGUUUGAGCUAGAAUCCGGUAUCGUAGUGUGUUAAAUGCGCAGUACGGUUGAUAUGGUGGACGACCCCGAUUAUGAAGAGGAGGAACCUUCCUUCAGCGACCCGGAGGACUUUGUGGAUGACAUCGAGGAUGAGGAGCUCCUGUCUGACAUCCUGAGGGAAAAGCCCCAGGAGGCAGAUGGCAUUGACUCCAUGGUGGUGGUGGACAAUGUGCCACAGGUUGGCCCAGAAAGGCUGGAGAAACUCAAGAAUGUUAUCCACAAAAUCUUCUCUAAGUUUGGCAAGAUCACCACCGAGUUCUACCCAGAGGCAGAGGGCACCACCAAAGGGUACAUCUUCCUGGAGUAUGCAUCUCCUAACCAGGCCAUGGAGGCAGUGAAGAAUGCAGAUGGCUACAAACUGGAUAAGCAGCAUACGUUUCGAGUCAACCUGUUCACUGACUUUGACAAGUACAUGAAUAUCAGUGAUGAGUGGGAGACUCCAGAAAAGCAGCCUUUCAAAGACUUUGGUAACAUGCGCCACUGGAUUGAAGACCCAGACUGCCGUGACCAGUACAGUGUGAUCUACGAAGCUGGAGAGAGGACGGCCAUUUUCUCCAACGAUGCCAAAGAGCCCAUCCUCGCUGAAGAAAGAGCGCGCUGGACAGAGACAUAUGUGCGCUGGUCUCCCAAAGGCACGUACCUGGCCACGUUCCACCAGCGCGGCAUCGCUCUGUGGGGAGGAGAGAAGUUUAAACAGAUCCAGAGGUUCAGCCACCAGGGGGUGUCCCUCAUCGACUUUUCACCAUGUGAGAGGUACGUGGUGACCUUUAGCCCCCUGAUGGAUACAAAGGAGGACCCCCAGGCCAUCAUUAUCUGGGACAUCCUGACGGGACAGAAGAAGAGAGGCUUCCACUGUGAAAGCUCCGCACACUGGCCCAUCUUCAAAUGGAGCCAUGAUGGGAAAUUCUUUGCCAGAAUGACCCCAGACACAUUGAGCAUCUAUGAGACUCCAUCAAUGGGCCUGCUCGACAAGAAGAGUCUGAAGAUUACUGGUAUCAAGGACUUCUCCUGGUCUCCCGGUGACAACAUCAUUGCCUUCUGGGUCCCCGAGGACAAAGACAUCCCAGCCCGAGUGACCCUAAUGCAGAUGCCCUCCCGUCAGGAGAUCAGGGUGAGGAACCUGUUCAACGUGGUGGACUGUAAGCUGCACUGGCAGAGGAACGGAGACUACCUGUGCGUCAAGGUGGACCGUACACCCAAAGGCACACAGGGCGUGGUCACCAACUUCGAAAUCUUCCGUAUGAGGGAGAAGCAGGUUCCUGUUGAUGUGGUGGAGAUGAAGGAGAGCAUCAUAGCUUUUGCUUGGGAGCCCAAUGGCAGUAAGUUUGCAGUUCUCCACGGAGAGUCUCCGAGAAUCAACGCGUCCUUCUACCACGUCAAAAACAAUGGCAAGAUCGAGCUUACGAAAAUGUUUGACAAGCAGCAGGCUAACAGCAUCUUCUGGAGCCCUCAGGGACAGUUCAUGGUUUUGGCUGGACUACGCAGUAUGAACGGAGCACUGGCCUUUGUGGACACUUCAGAUUGCACCAUGAACAUAGCGGAGCACUACAUGGCCUCAGACGUGGAGUGGGACCCCACAGGCAGAUACGUGGUCACCUCUGUGUCCUGGUGGAGUCAUAAGGUGGACAAUGCAUACUGGCUGUGGACGUUCCAGGGCCGCCUCCUCCAGAAGAACAACAAGGACCGCUUCUGUCAGCUGCUGUGGAGGCCCCGCCCACCAUCUCUGCUCAGCGCUGACCAAAUCAAGAAUAUUAAGAAAGAUCUCAAGAAAUACUCAAAGAUCUUUGAACAGAAGGAUCGCCUGAGCCAGUCCAAGGCUUCUAAGGAGCUGGUGGACAAGCGCAGAGCCAUGAUGGAGGACUACCGGCGGUACAGAGAGGCAGCACAGGCCACCUACCAGGAGCAGAAGAGUCUGCGCCUGGAGCUCAGAGGAGGCGUGGAUACAGAUGAGCUGGAUAGCAACGUGGACGACUGGGAAGAGGAGACCAUUGAAUUUUUUAUCAACGAAGAAAUCAUUCCUCUUGGAGAUCUGUAGUCCCAUACGCAGUCCAUCUGUUGUUGUGUGGAAACGUGGAGAGGAGUCAUUGAUUGGAGGACGACGACCACCAUUGUGAAUCUAGAGGUUUCUACCAAGGAGCCUCUUCAUUCAACUGACAUCAUCAAAGUGCGCCUUGCGGAUCGACAGCCACUCGGAGGGACAGUCUCUCCCCACCAUCCGCUCUUUUUCUCUCUCUGAACUUUAGUAACAAACUGCCUAAUUUUUCUACUGAAUUGGAUCCACCGCUGUGUCGUCCGGACUUGUUUCCAGUGGGGCUGCCCAUGAACUAGCCUCGUCAUGCUAGCGCAUCAUUGCAGGACAGAGAGAGCCGUGGCUAAACCGGUAGCAUCGCUAGUAGAUGUACUAAUGUGGCGCUAUAGUGGCCUGUUUCCUCCUCCUUUCAGACUAGGCUUUCACACAGGGAGGGGGUGCGCUGUGGGAGUAACUUUAAUAAAACAGAAUAAACAUUCAGACAUGUUA